Messenger RNA from Dinoponera quadriceps, 2709 nucleotides. Its product is annotated as zinc finger protein 358-like. Gene Ontology annotation, molecular function: RNA polymerase II cis-regulatory region sequence-specific DNA binding; DNA-binding transcription factor activity. The transcript is spliced from 5 exons. NCBI's taxonomy places the organism in Eukaryota, Metazoa, Arthropoda, Insecta, Hymenoptera, Formicidae. The record is from RefSeq and is a predicted model, not a curated record. Gene Ontology annotation, biological process: regulation of transcription by RNA polymerase II. The coding region runs from base 796 to 2295 and encodes 499 amino acids.
GCGCGUCGCGUACGUGUGGAUCUCUCUCUCUCUCUCUCUCCGUCUCGCUCCUUCCCCGAGCCUGCCGCUCUCCGGCCGUCAUCGCGUGAGAGUCGUCCCUCCACUAUCAGACCCGUUAACAGCAGUCGACGUCGAGCAGCACCCGCUCUCUAACGGCUAACGUCUCUCACAUCCCCGGGCUUGAGCCGGUUGCUCGCCGCGACCUGUCCUCUACGGCCGAUGGACCGCACGGAAAUCAGUGUCGCUGACUACCGGAAGCCCCUCUUGCGCGACACGUAUCCACCGUCGCGGCUGUCCUACCCGUCCAGGUGUUGACGAAUCGCGAUCACCAGCCAGCUUCGAGUGUGAUCUCCCCGACUGUGCCCGCGAGAAGGGACUUCCAGUGCUUGUGCGGAGGUUCGCUGCUCCGAGGUUCACCGAGAGCUCCCGGAAGGAUGAAGUCCGCGAACAGAUAGUCGUCUUUCGUUGGGCCGAUUGCUUGCGCGUGUCGCCGUUCGAGAGGUGAAUCCCAUUCCUGAAGAGCCACCCUCUUCCGCCACGUCUCCGACUAAAUCCGCCGUUCCCGGAAACGCGAAGAAUCCGGCGACUGCUUUGAGGGAACUUUUUCACUCACGGACGGUUUCGUUGGAAGUCGAAUCAGGGGAAAUCGUGUGGCAUCGGGUUCGUCAGCUGAGAGAAGGCGUAAAAGGACCGUGAAGACCCGUGGUGUCGAGGGUUUCCUCGUGGAGGAGGAUGCGAAUAUCGUGUGCAGUGACGCGACAGUUGUAAAGAAGGUGAAUAGACUCGAGGUCCAGGAUGAUGGAAGUGCAGCAACAACACUCGCCUGUCGGGGUGGGUCCGCUGGACUUCUCGAGACGGGGGGUCGCCGAGGCGUCAGCGUUUCGGGUUGUCAAGCCCAAACAGCCGGCUUCGUCGCUCGUGCACCAGCAACCGCUGCCGCCGGAGACCAACAACAACGAGAAUCUUCAAGAGAAUCCGCAGAUACCCAUCGACGCCGAGGGGGGCUGCAAUGUCCGUUUAAUGUUUCCGAGACUGUGGGCGCCAUUCGGGAAUACCACGGAAGUCACAAACUUGCCACCUUUACCAAAGAGUCACUCAGAACGGCUGUCCUUCGGAGUGGGUCGCCUGGUAGGUUCGCCGGCGACGAGGAGUCCUUCGCCGUCGCAGUCACCCUGCCCGGACUCGCCCCCGUCCGAGGAGCGCCGGGACGCCGAGGUGGACGUCGACGUCGAGGAGGAGGUCGACGUGGACGUCGAGGAGGUCGGCGACGAGGAGGAUCACGAGGACACCUCGAGUCCACCGCGAUCCUCGUCCACGCCGUCGCCGUCGCCCGUGAGCGUCGCGACGUCGCCGGUCUCGCAUCCCCCGAAGAGGUCCGGCGACAGCUUCAGCGUGUCGGCUCUCCUCAGGCCGGACCCACCCUCCGCUCACGUCCAGAACGCGUCCCCGCACAGAGAGACCGCCGCGAUAGGCGCUCAUCCGCCGCCACCCGGCUCGUCCAUCCUCUAUCCGCCGCUGCACCUUCAGAGCGGACUCCUGCCGCCUCACCCGCACCACCCCCUCUCGUACCUGCACCCCCAGCUGCUGCCGCAUCAUCUUCUGCCGCCGCACCUGCACCCGCUGCUGCGCGGCGUUCAUCCGGGUCACCCGGGGCUGCACUCGACCCACACGGCGCACGGGCUGCACCAUCCCCAUCCGCUCGGCGACGUUUACAGCUGCGUCAAGUGCGACAAGAUGUUCAGCACGCCGCAUGGCCUCGAGGUGCACGCGAGGCGAUCGCACAACGGCAAGCGACCUUUCGCCUGCGAACUGUGCAACAAAACCUUCGGCCACGAAAUCAGUCUCACGCAACACAGGGCCGUGCACUCCGCGGAGAAGGUGUUCGAGUGUAAACAGUGCGGUAAGGCUUUCAAGAGAUCCAGCACGCUCAGCACCCACCUCCUAAUCCACUCGGAUACGAGACCGUAUCCCUGCCAGUUCUGCGGCAAGCGAUUCCACCAGAAGAGCGACAUGAAGAAGCACACCUACAUACAUACCGGCGAGAAACCUCAUAAGUGUCAAGUGUGCGGCAAGGCGUUCUCGCAGAGCAGCAACCUGAUCACGCAUUCGAGGAAACACACGGGCUUCAAGCCGUUCGCCUGCGAGCUCUGCGGCCGAGCUUUCCAGCGCAAGGUCGACUUGAGGAGGCAUCGCGAAACCCAGCACGCCGACCUCAACGCGUCGCAUCGACCGCCGAUUGGUUCUAUUCCCGGGCAAAAUUCCCUGUCCAGUGGAAAUCCACCGAUGAUGCAGUGAGGCCGUGAGGCAACCGAUUGACAAUUCGCCGAGUCUCUCUGUGGACGAUGAGGAUCGUCGCGAUCAGCGGCCGCUCCACGAAUCAAAGAGCCGGACCGUGUCACGGACUUAAUCACUGUGAGAACGAUUCGCCGGUGAAAUCAUGAAUGACGGUCGCCCCGGUCAUUGAUGAUGACGGUGUUGCGACGAUAAAUUAGAUCUCGCGGAUGGAAGCAUGAGUUAUAAUUGUCUUUGAGAAUUGCGUAUCGUCUUACGACGAGAGAGAGAGAGACAUUGCUUAUCGGGAGGUACUAAACUCUCUUUGCAUCCUCCGAAUUGUUUCCUAUGUUUUUUGUUCAACAUGUUUCCUUGUUAACGAGUAAUUAAUUAUGUCGAAAUGACACGUCUGAUCUGUAUCCAAACAUUCCGAAAUUU